Molecule: messenger RNA, 1500 nt
Organism: Solanum dulcamara
Lineage: Eukaryota; Viridiplantae; Streptophyta; Magnoliopsida; Solanales; Solanaceae
Product: protein IN CHLOROPLAST ATPASE BIOGENESIS, chloroplastic-like
Exons: 11
Coding region: 72-1109 (345 amino acids)
Source: RefSeq, a predicted model, not a curated record
GAAGGAAUGGUUCAGUUUCAGUUUUCCCACUGUACCCAUCAUCAAACACACAAGUAAUAUCAGGAAAGAUAAUGAAGUUGGGUGGUGGAGUGGGUUUCGGAUGUCCACGCGUCGUCGCAUUUCCCGGCAUUUUGUUUGGCCGCUGCAGACCAGCAUUCCGAUGCUAUUCCUCUUCUUCUUCGUCUCCAGACCAUGUUUCAUUUAUCAAAGAUGUAGCUGCAACUCAAGCACCGGAGCAUUUGAAUGAACUUCUCAAGAUCCUUCAGGUGAGAGGUGAGGAGAUAAUUUCUCCUGGUGCCAAGCAAGGGAUGAUUCCUCUAGUGAUUCCUCUUUCCCGAAGGAGUUCAGAUUCUGUAACUGCAUUGUUACGAUGGCCAACUGCCCCAUCUGGGAUGGAGAUGCCAUUAGUAGAAGUGCGCAAGUAUGGUGUGUGGCUAUUAGCUAAGAAUGUAGAUCAAUACAUUCACAGGGUUUUGGCAGAAGAAGAUGCAAAUGGUCAUCAAGAAAGAGCGGAUGAAUUGUUCCAGAUUUCAGCUGGUGCUGGAAAGAAACUUUAUGAGAAGGGUGACUUUAGAGCAUCAAAUAUUUCAAGCUUGGAUACUUAUAUACUGAAGAAGGUUGGCUUGUUUCCAGAUGUACUUGAGCGCAGAAUUAAGAAGCAUUUUGACAAUGGAGAUAAUAUUUCAGCUUUGGUAACAGGAGAAUUUUAUACAAAGAAGGAGCAUUUUCCAGGAUUUGCGCGGCCUUUUGUCUUUAAUGCUGAAGUUCUGCUGAAGGUUGGGCGCAAUAUAGAAGCUAAAGAUGCUGCUAGGGGGGCUCUAAAAUCACCAUGGUGGACUUUGGGUUGCGAGUACCAUGAAGUUGCUUAUAUGGCUGAAUGGGAAGAUGAACAAAUCGAGUAUAUCAAAGAAAAAGUAACUGAGGAGGGUAGGCAAGCUGAUCUAAAGAAAGGGAAGCAACCUGCUCAGGUUGCAUUGGAUGAAGCUGCUUUCUUGUUGGAUCUAGCUUCCAUUGAUGGUACAUGGGACGAUUGUGUGGAAAAGAUUGCUGAAUGUUACAAGGAGGCGGGGCUGCAUGAAGUUGCAAACUUUGUGGUUUACAGAGACUGAAUUACCAGUCACUUCACUGAAUAUUAGACAUCUUACACUAGACUCCCUGCGAGUCCUAGUUAUUGGCCUAUCAGUUUUGGUUCUAGCAGAGUGUACUCUAAUUCUCUCCAGUCGAACAAGAAGAGACUUUACUGCAGUCCUUUUAAAUAUGCACCCCCAUCUUGGUCUCUUCUCUCACACUUCAAUUGUAAUAGACCGAAAAAUAAAAAAAUAUGUAAUGAAUAGCUUGCAUUGAAGUUGAAGCAGGUGUGAAGUAUGGUUCACAAUCCGAACAUCUGUUUACAAGCUAUGGUUAUAAAACAAAGAACCACAUGUCAACAGGAAAAUACUCAUGCUCAGUCAUAUCUGAUUCCCUUUGCAUUGUGCUAUUAAUUCACUUGGGUUUCUCAUA